Didymosphaeria variabile is the source of this 1554-nucleotide messenger RNA. Its product is annotated as Structural maintenance of chromosomes protein 6. NCBI's taxonomy places the organism in Eukaryota, Fungi, Ascomycota, Dothideomycetes, Pleosporales, Didymosphaeriaceae. Gene Ontology annotation, molecular function: damaged DNA binding; single-stranded DNA binding. The coding region runs from base 1 to 1554 and encodes 517 amino acids. Gene Ontology annotation, biological process: double-strand break repair via homologous recombination. The transcript is spliced from 2 exons. Gene Ontology annotation, cellular component: site of double-strand break; Smc5-Smc6 complex; nucleus. The record is from RefSeq and is a predicted model, not a curated record.
AUGGACGAAGCGCUGAAUAUCAGCCAUGAUAUUGUACGCAAUUCACUGAUUACCAACCAAUAUAUUGAGCAGGUUGUGCUCAUACAGGACCGCAAAGAAGCUUCGGAGCUAGCUCAUCGUUCCCCCCUUGCUCGACCAAACGUGAAAGCGAUAUACUGCUGGUCUGAUCAAGGCCACAGACUGGGACAUCAAUUCACCAUGAAUAACAGAACGGGCACUACCAGUAUGGGUGCGAUCCAAGAACACCGCGGAGCCAUUCGGAUGCAGGCAGACAAAGGGCAUCAGAUCCAGGAGGGGAAGGAAAGCCUUGCUAGGAUUCAACGAGAAAGGAACGAACUAGAAGCGGCCGUUCAAGCCGCACGUGAGCAGUUGAACGCUUGUCAAGGCAAGCUUCAGGAUCAUAAUACAAGCAAAAAGAGGCUUACCCAACAAAUGGACCGCGCUCAUGAGGAUGUGGACACGCUGGAGGGAGAAGUGGCCGCGGCAGUGCCAGAUACAGCACAGCUAGAGCAACUUGAGAAAGAGCUUGAAGAUUUCCAGGAGCAGUUGAAACUGGACGAAGAGCAAUACGAAGACCUGCUAGGGGAACAAGGCAGUGCAGGCAUGACUUCCAAGGAGUGCAAGGGAAAAGCAGAUGAAGCAAUGAAGGUUGUUAAGGACCUCGAAGCCAAGCUUGAGCGAUGCAGAGCCCAAGUACACGCACUCUCGCAGAAGCGCGAGCAGGCGUUGCGUCGCAAGAACCAGGCAAUAGAGCAAGUACAGGAAGCUGAAGAGAUCCGGUCCAGUUGGCAACAAAAGCUCGAUGAAUUGCAAGUCGAUUUAGAGACUCAUCUUGAAGAUGCAGGGAAGGUCUGCGAGCGGGUGGAAGUGCCUCGCGGUGCCACGUUCGAAAGCUUACAGCGGGAACUCGAAGAAGCAAAGAAGAGACGCGCCGGUUUAGAGAAAGAACUCGGAGGCUCCCAGGCAGAGCUUCAAGCUCAGGCACUUGCGGCCAAGAAGACAUGGGAGGAAGCGGCGGUAUUCGUAAGGAAUGGCGAGAAAGUGAGGAAUAGCCUCUCAAACGCUCUCAAGCAUCGGAGAGCUCACUGGCUCCACUUCCGCAACGAUAUAGCACUUCGCGCAGAGGUAACUUUCAAUUACCUUCUCUCCGAGCGAAGGUUCCGUGGGAAGCUCAAGGUAGAGCAUAAAAAGAAGGCGUUGGAGAUGACCAUCCAGCCGGAUAGCAACGUCGACGGCGAGGCUGCCAGGCAGACAAAAACCCUGUCCGGCGGCGAGAAGUCCUUCUCGACGAUUUGUCUCUUGCUCGCCUUGUGGGAUGCAAUGGGAUCGCCGCUUCGCUGUCUCGACGAGUUCGACGUCUUCAUGGACAGUGUUAAUCGUGACAUCAGCAUGGAAAUGAUCAUUGGCGCUGCGAGGAACGCGAGAGGUCGACAGUACAUCUUGAUCACGCCGCAAGCGAUGAAUAACAAGAACGUGAAGAGCAUGCAGGAUGUCACGGUGAUCAAGAUGUCGGACCCCGAGCGGGGCCAGACAGCGCUCAACUUUUCACGGUAG